Molecule: messenger RNA, 2465 nt
Organism: Syngnathus acus (greater pipefish)
Lineage: Eukaryota; Metazoa; Chordata; Actinopteri; Syngnathiformes; Syngnathidae
Product: UDP-glucuronosyltransferase 3A1-like
Exons: 11
Coding region: 781-2343 (520 amino acids)
Molecular function (GO): UDP-glycosyltransferase activity
Source: RefSeq, a predicted model, not a curated record
AUCAGCCUCUCUGACUCGGCAUUCUUUUUCCUGAAACACUCCAGCAGUUUUUCUGAUUCACUUGUUUUUCUAAUGACCUCUCUGACACAGAGGAGCAUCGGUUUGCGUCCACAAUGAGUGCAUUGUCCAGGAUAACCUACAUGUCAAGCCUCACUUGCCAGCAGCGACCUUCCCGAGCACCCGCAAGCCUUUUGUAGCCCAUUUAGUCGGGAUGCGCUGUCCUACCUACUGCUGCGCCCCUUCCAAUCAAUCCCGUAAUCAGCAAAACAAACAAUUCAUUAAUGCAGUAUUUUAAAGCUAAUAUUACCGCACAAAUGACAUUUUGACAAAAAAAGGAAUAGAAGGGCAGGCCGAAGUUUGUUAAUACUUAACAAAAAUGUCGUUGUCUUUAGUUAACAUUUCCAUUGAUUUAAUUUGAAGACGUGCUUUGGGGGACUCUGAGCCCCCCUUUUGCCACCGCCCCUUCUCCCGGUCCCUCCCUUUCAUUAACACUGCAGGUCCAAUGCUGGUAGACAUGUGAGUGUCUGACUUUUAGAAGAAAAACGGAGAGGCUCAUGUGUUAUGUGGACAGAACCACGCACACAGACUGGCGUGCCGACUCCCGAAUGACAAGGAUCAGCGCCUUAAGGUCGGGACUUUUCCAUUCAUUUGCACUGACAGCCAAGCAAAGUGACACAGACAUUGCAGACACUCGCAUAAGAACGCUUUCAUUAGAGUUUAUUUUUGAACUGGAAGACUAUUUUCGGGAUUUUGGCUGGAGAUCACGGUGGCACCAACGACAUGGGGCUUGUGGUUUGGAUGUGCUGGCUGCUGGCUCUCCCACUACUUCAGUCUGCCAAAAUCCUAACGGUCUGCCUAAUUGGAGGAAGCCACUACUUGUUACUUGACGAGAUCUCCCAUAACUUCCACCUCCAUGGCCAUGAGGUUCGCAUGCUCCUGCAACUGGACAACCCUGCCAUCACAGGUUUGUCCUAUGCCGGCCGCAAUGGCAGCUACCAGACCAGCACUUGGUCCCCAGGAGAGGAUUACAUUAAACAAUACAACGGGUGGUUCUUGGAACAGCAAGCACAAUUUUUACUGGGCCGGGACAGCUUUAAUGGCUUUUUGAAUUUCAUGGGUCACCUUUCUUAUCAGUGCGACAAGCUCUUAGGGGACAGCGAUCAAAUCACAUUCCUCCAGGAGCAGCAAUAUGACAUCGCUAUCCUGGAUGCUUUUAAUCCCUGCUCCUUCAUCAUAGCACACAAACUUGGUGUGCCCUACAUCGCCUUCUAUCCAGGCUCUCUGAACGGCCCCCUUGCCAUUGCCAUCCCUGCCUCCAUCUCCUCAGUACCAGCUUGCAGCUCCCAGUUGUCGGACCGCAUGGACCUCUGGGAUCGUGCAAAGAACUUGGUUUACUCUCUCCUCAAUGCUGUUGGUCAGAAAAUUGUAUGGUCCAUUUUCAAGGAGGUAGCCGAGCGCCACUUGGACUCAGGAUCCCCGCCUGGUGGCCUGGAUGAGUUCCACCAGAAGGCGGAACUCUGGGCCUUCAACACCGACUUUUCCCUGGAGUUCCCGCAGCCGCUUUCGCCUGCCACCGUGUUGACGGGGGGGCUCCUCAAUAAACCUGCUGAGCCUCUGGAACAGGACCUUGACUCGUGGAUCUCCAGUUUUGGAGAGUCUGGUUUCAUCAUUGUGACCUUGGGAUCCAUGGUCUCUUCUGUGUCUGUGGACCGGCUUCUGGUGGAGCUGGUGGAUGCCUUCUCCAUGAUCCCUCAGGGUGUGAUCUGGAGGUACGACCGUAAGCUUUGGCCGCCUCAUCUGAGUAAACCUUCCAAUCUCCUCCUUGUGGACUGGCUGCCUCUUAACGACUUGCUAGGACACGGCAAGGUGCGCCUCUUCAUCACCCACGGAGGUCAGAACAGUCUUCUUCAGGCCGUGUAUCACGCCGUUCCCGUGCUUGGCAUCCCCUUGUUUGGAGAUCAGUUUGACAACGUGGUGAGAGCUGAAGCAAAGGGCCUGGGCCUUGUCAUCAGCCCUACGCGAAUUACCAGCAAGCUCCUUAGCUCCACCAUCCAAAACGUCAUACGGAAUGUCAGUUUCAAGUCGGCAGCUUUGUCCCUCAGCCGCAUCCACAGAUCGCACCCCGUGCCCCCCGCGCUUCGACUUGUGCAGUGGGUGGAGCACAUCCUGCACAGCGGAGGGGGGGCUCACCUAAAGCAGGCCUCAUUGCAGCAGUGGUGGUACCAGAGAUGCCUACUGGACCUACUUUUGAUCAUCCUCAUGGGUCUUACCGGGUCAGUUCUUCUUUGCUGGAUUUUCUGCAAGAGCAAGACGAGCAAAGGUGACAGCAAGAAAACACAAUAGGACAUAUGAUGGAUGGAAAGUUGACUUUGAAAUGGCUUGCUCCCUCAGGUCAGACCAGAAAAAAAAUAUUCAACGUACAGAUAGCAGAUUAAUCAAUGUACAAUAAUACAAUAAUGAAAUAU